AUGGCCACCAUGACUGAAUCCAACGCUCAGUACGAACGAGACCUUCGGAGCGCACACCAAGACUACAAGAGGGACAAGGACUCGCAAUCCAAGUGGUCGAACGGGGCUCGCCCUUCUGCUGGCUGUCGAAUGGAUUGGGCCACCCUGGAGGCUGUCGGUGGGACCGACCACCAGCGGGCCAAGACACGGCCUAGGGGAAAGACCAGCGAAUCAUCCCAUCACAAGAAAACUCAGCACAAUGUGACCAAAUUUCGAUCGCACUGGGAGCUCCCCCAGGGUCGUCUGAAUUCUGCAAUGCAAGCCAAGGAGCAGAUCGCGGAUCCACUUAGUCAGUCGCUCAUGGACCUAGCCCCUUCUUAUGGCGGUUGGAGAAAUCUUUCCGCCUCGGAGGACUGGAAAUAUAGCUAUGAUAAGGUCGAGAGUCCAAAUCGACCACUGACCCUUGAAGUUUUCAUUAAAACAUCGGGUCGUGAGACGGAGCGAAUGGUCGAGAAGGAGUAUGAGAUAUUGAACCAAAACGGUCAAAUUCUUAAGGGUCGGAAGGCGCGCCAAAACCUCCGACAAGAACAUGUGCCUUCAACUGAGGAUGAGGGUUUCGAGUUAGUCUGA
Colletotrichum truncatum is the source of this 609-nucleotide messenger RNA. RefSeq lists its product as uncharacterized. Lineage: Eukaryota; Fungi; Ascomycota; Sordariomycetes; Glomerellales; Glomerellaceae. The record is from RefSeq and is a predicted model, not a curated record.